AUGUUUUUGAAGAAGAAUCAAAAUCAAUCGUCCUCUGACUCAGAUAUUCAAAUGACCCUUCGUGAUAGCAACAGCGAUAAGAAUUACUACGAAAGUGAUUCCGAAUUAAAUAGUGGGUCAUCUGGGCUAAACGUAGGGAAGUUCGCUGUAGUAAAAGUUUCUGAAAAAACAAAAGACUCAUUCCGACUCUACGUAAUUCGGAUAACUGCAACAGAAGAUGAUGACUGCCAUCGAAUUUUUUACAAAAGGGCACCUAACAAAAUGCACUUUUCAGAGACAGAGGAAGAGUUUUAUGUAAAUAAAACCGACAUUGUAAGGAAACUUUCCAAGCCAUUGCAAGGUAGUUCUACAAGAUUUAAGAACUUUGUUAGUUUUUCUACAGAUUUAAGCGAUUUAAAGUUGCAUUAG
Psylliodes chrysocephalus is the source of this 408-nucleotide messenger RNA. NCBI's taxonomy places the organism in Eukaryota, Metazoa, Arthropoda, Insecta, Coleoptera, Chrysomelidae. The record is from the annotation of a GenBank genome assembly.